Molecule: messenger RNA, 5084 nt
Organism: Gorilla gorilla gorilla (western lowland gorilla)
Lineage: Eukaryota; Metazoa; Chordata; Mammalia; Primates; Hominidae
Gene: MAP3K8
Product: mitogen-activated protein kinase kinase kinase 8
Exons: 8
Coding region: 2684-4087 (467 amino acids)
Biological process (GO): signal transduction; protein phosphorylation
Cellular component (GO): cytoplasm
Molecular function (GO): ATP binding; magnesium ion binding; MAP kinase kinase kinase activity
Source: RefSeq, a predicted model, not a curated record
GCAGCUCGGAGGCUGGAGGACCCGAUCCUCCCAAAUGCUGGGUGCUUUGAUAAUUUAUAAGCCUUUUAGGCUCCCUUGACUUAGAGAACCAGGAGGAAAGGAGUGGGAGUGUGGGUUGGCGGAGCCCAGAGACUUGUGAAUGGCUGGAACUAAAUUCAAGUUUGUAACCCGGACUCUAUCCCAUGACUAAAGAGGUCAUAGCAGAACACGAAGGCUGGGCUUUUGGUCUAAGAAAGAAUACUAGGAGAAAAAAAAAGUUAUUUUCACGGAAGUUGUUUUCGAGCGAUAGUGCAUGAUCAGGACUCUGAAAUUUUUCUGGCUCUGGGCGGAGAAGGACGCCUAGGGAUUGUCUCCAUAGUUAACAGGGGAAGGCCACCGGCUGCCUUUAAGAGAGAAACGUUGCAAUGCUUGUCUAUUUCACUUUUGGGAAGACAAGAUUAAAGGCUGCUCUUGAUAAAAAACAGGGACAGAAAGGCUCUUGCAGUUGCUUUACAUACCUGUGGCCUGAGUCGUUUGUGCCAAGGAGAGUGUAAUCCACUUCCAGCUGACGCCCCCAGCUCUCUGCGACGGAUUGAGGUUUGUGUGCAGGACGUCUGGCAUACGGCCCAUGAGGACUUUGUCGUGUAAAGCAAAUGGGAACGUUGAGGCAUGUAGAGGUUUUGAAGCAGAGUGUCGGUCCUUCCUUCCAUACGCCUGAAACGCAUAAUCCGGGGCUUUUUGAGAGCAAAAACAUAGUCAGAAAUGUGCCCUGAGGGAAAAUGUACUAUUUUGGCACACAUAUGUAUAUAUGUAUAUAUAAUUUUUUAAUUUUUUUUUGAGAGGGAGUUUCACUCUUGUCGCCCAGGCUGGAGCGCAAUGGCGCGAUCUCGGCUCACUGCAACUUCCACCUCCCGGGUUCAAGCGAUUCUCUUGCCUCAGCCUCCCGAGUAGCUGGGAUUACAGGCGCCCGCCGCCACGCCCGGCUAAUUUUUGUAGAGACAGGGUUUCACCAUGUUGGCCAGGCUGGUCUUGAACUCCUGACCUAAGGUGAUGCACCCUCCUUGGCCUCCCAAAGUGCUGAGAUUACAGGCAUGAGCCACUGUGCCCGGCCUAAAAAAAUAUUUUAAAUGAGAAAUAACACAAGUAAUAGUCAUUAUUUGUUAGGCAGAAGCAUAUGCUGUUACGCUGGCCAUUUUCAUUCACACUUGCCAGGAAACACUCACAUUUUGUUUAUGUAUAUGGAGGCAGCCAAGAGUAUUAUGUUAAUGUUUAGGAAGAGAAUUUCCUCGUGAUUUUAUUGCUGAUUUCUGAAAUAAUUCAGUGUAACUAAUUUUGACUGUAUUUGCACAUCUCUCCAAUUCCAAAAGCUGGCAUAAUUUUCUGUUCGGUUAGGAAGUAGGAAUUUUAUGAGGACUUUUAUUGUAAACUGUGUCAAGGGAAAAAUCAUCUUAUACUAAACGUCUUUAUUGCCAAACUAGAAUACUUUCACAAUCUGAACUUUCUCUAGAUGGGCACAGAUCAUGAAUAACUCAGAAACCAUUAGCAUAUUGUGUGCUUAAUUAAGGCUGGAAAGUGCUGAGGCUUUUUGCAGGCGCAGUUAGCAGGCGAACUGGUCAGCAGGGUUUCUGGGGAACAUAGAUUUGCGUGACAGGGGCCCUGUGUUGCUAAGGAAUUAAUGCAGGCACUGAGAAAAGUCUCAGCGUCAGACACUCCUCCACCUCCCGGGUCCUGCUUCCCUCCCUCUCCCCUUUCCAGGCAACUCACAGUUUAGGGGUGUGGUUGUGUGUGUUCAAGCUCUUGGGUUUUACAUAUAAAUGCCUGAGACUUUUCUGCAGGGUUUAAAAACUAACAUCUUGUGUUACAGCUCUUUUAGGAUUUGUCUUUUAGAAUCUCCAGUCCUCACAGGAAAACCCCCCAAUUAAAAAAAUAAAAGAAUAAAGAAUAAAAAGAAUACCACUACUACUUUAAAAAAAAAAAAAAAAAAAAACCUCUAAAAUUUGUCUUCCCAGAUCAGCAGAGUGAAUUUGAACUGUGUGGACUUUUUUCCUCUUUCUUUCUUGAGUCAUGUUAGUACUGAGAACUUUUUUUUUUCUGUCAAAUCAUCUGUUUGAUAAAUAAGUCCAGGAGACUUGGAUCCUUUCAACCCCUGAGGCCCUAAAUUAGGCUGUUUUUUUUUUUUAACUUCUGUGUUUCCAGUAAAUUCGACAAGCAGAAACUGCAACUAAACGGCUCAGUAAAACCGAAGUCAAAUGUUCCUCCAUUAAUCUAAGAAGUUCCACUCCUAACUCAGUAGACUCCAAGAACCUGAAUCACAAUCUCCCUCAAAGAUGUACAAGAUCUCAGGAGGGGAAGCUGCCCCCUCACUCUAGAUUUCACGGUGGUGAUAACAGCCAUGAAAGCAUUUCAUAGGUUUCUGCCUUUUUUUUCUCUCUCUUUAUGUCUUGUUUUAGAUGCAAUCUUCUUACCGCGAAGAAGCCAGGGGAAUAGGUAGCCACAUCUCGUUUGCAGAUAAGAAAGGAAGCUAACGCAGUAUCUGCAAAGCCAGGAGUCUGACUCAGUACUUUUCUCACUCAUGCAUACAAAGCAGCUAAAAAUGACACAGCUUAUUUACCAUGCCCCUGACACUGCACUGAGCACUUUAUGAGCUUGAACUCUGUUAAUCCUCACGACCACCUCAUGAGACUCUCCGGAAAGAGCAACAGUAAUGGAGUACAUGAGCACUGGAAGUGACAAUAAAGAAGAGAUUGAUUUAUUAAUUAAACAUUUAAAUGUGUCUGAUGUAAUAGACAUUAUGGAAAAUCUUUAUGCAAGUGAAGAGCCAGCAGUUUAUGAACCCAGUCUAAUGACCAUGUGUCAAGACAGCAAUCAAAACGAUGAGCGUUCUAAGUCUCUGCUGCUUAGUGGCCAAGAGGUACCAUGGUUGUCAUCAGUCAGAUAUGGAACUGUGGAGGAUUUGCUUGCUUUUGCAAACCAUAUAUCCAACACUGCAAAGCAUUUUUAUGGACAACGACCACAGGAAUCUGGAAUUUUAUUAAACAUGGUCAUCACUCCCCAAAAUGGACGUUACCAAAUAGAUUCCGAUGUUCUCCUGAUCCCUUGGAAGCUGACUUACAGGAAUAUUGGUUCUGAUUUUAUUCCUCGGGGCGCCUUUGGAAAGGUAUACUUGGCACAAGAUAUAAAGACGAAGAAAAGAAUGGCGUGUAAACUGAUCCCAGUAGAUCAAUUUAAGCCAUCUGAUGUGGAAAUCCAGGCUUGCUUCCGGCACGAGAACAUCGCAGAGCUGUAUGGCGCAGUCCUGUGGGGUGAAACUGUCCAUCUCUUUAUGGAAGCAGGCGAGGGAGGGUCUGUUCUGGAGAAACUGGAGAGCUGUGGACCAAUGAGAGAAUUUGAAAUUAUUUGGGUGACAAAGCAUGUUCUCAAGGGACUCGAUUUUCUACACUCAAAGAAAGUGAUCCAUCAUGAUAUUAAACCUAGCAACAUUGUUUUCAUGUCCACAAAAGCUGUUUUGGUGGAUUUUGGCCUAAGUGUUCAAAUGACCGAAGAUGUCUAUUUUCCUAAGGACCUCCGAGGAACAGAGAUUUACAUGAGCCCAGAAGUCAUCCUAUGCAGGGGCCAUUCAACCAAAGCAGACAUCUACAGCCUGGGGGCCACGCUCAUCCACAUGCAGACGGGCACCCCACCCUGGGUGAAGCGCUACCCUCGCUCAGCCUAUCCCUCCUACCUGUACAUAAUCCACAAGCAAGCGCCUCCACUGGAAGACAUUGCAGAUGACUGCAGUCCAGGGAUGAGAGAGCUGAUAGAAGCUGCCCUGGAGAGAAACCCCAAUCACCGCCCAAGAGCCGCAGACCUACUAAAACAUGAGGCCCUGAACCCGCCCAGAGAGGAUCAGCCACGCUGUCAGAGUCUGGACUCUGCCCUCUUUGAGCGCAAAAGGCUGCUGAGUAGGAAGGAGCUGGAACUUCCUGAGAACAUUGCUGAUUCUUCGUGCACAGGAAGCACCGAGGAAUCUGAGAUGCUCAAGAGGCAACGCUCUCUCUACAUCGACCUUGGCGCUCUGGCUGGCUACUUCAAUCUUGUUCGGGGACCACCAACGCUUGAAUAUGGCUGAAGGAUGCCAUGUUUGCUCUAAAUUAAGACAGCAUUGAUCUCCUGGAGGCUGGUUCUGCUGCCUCUACACAGGGGCCCUGUACAGUGAAUGGUGCCAUUUUUGAAGGAGCAGUGUGACCUCCUGUGACCCAUGAAUGUGCCUCCAAGCGGCCCUGUGUGUUUGACAUGUGAAGCUAUUUGAUAUGCACCAGGUCUCAAGGUUCUCAUUUCUCAGGUGACGUGAUUCUAAGGCAGGAAUUUGAGAGUUCACAGAAGGAUCGUGUCUGCUGACUGUUUCAUUCACUGUGCACUUUGCUCAAAAUUUUAAAAAUACCAAUCACAAGGAUAAUAGAGUAGCCUAAAAUUACUAUUCUUGGUUCUUAUUUAAGUAUAGAAUAUUCAUUUUACUCAGAAUAGCUGUUUUGUGUAUAUUGGUGUAUAUUAUAUAACUCUUUGAGCCUUUAUUGGUAAAUUCUGGUAUACAUUGAAUUCAUUAUAAUUUGGGUGACUAGAACAACUUGAAGAUUGUAGCAAUAAGCUGGACUAGUGUCCUAAAAAUGGCUAACUGAUGAAUUAGAAGCCAUCUGACAGCAGGCCACUAGUGACAGUUUCUUUUGUGUUCCUAUGGAAACAUUUUAUACUGUACAUGCUAUGCUGAAGACAUUCAAAACGUGAUGUUUUGAAUGUGGAUAAAACUGUGUAAACCACAUAAUUUUUGUACAUCCCAAAGGAUGAGAAUGUGACCUUUAAGAAAAAUGAAAACUUUUGUAAAUUAUUGAUUAUUUUGUAAUUCUUAUGACUAAAUUUUCUUUUAAGCAUUUGUAUAUUAAAAUAGCAUACUGUGUAUGUUUUAUAUCAAAUGCCUUCAUGAAUCUUUCAUACAUAUAUAUAUUUGUAACAUUGUAAAGUAUGUGAGUAGUCUUAUGUAAAGUAUGUUUUUACAUUAUGCAAAUAAAACCCAAUACUUUUGUCCAAUGUGGUUGGUCAAAUCAACUGAAUAAAUUCAGUAUUUUGCCUUA